Messenger RNA from Triplophysa rosa, 1713 nucleotides. RefSeq names its product solute carrier family 25 member 3a (gene slc25a3a). Bases 340 to 1446 code for a protein of 368 amino acids. Gene Ontology annotation, cellular component: mitochondrial inner membrane. The record is from RefSeq and is a predicted model, not a curated record. Gene Ontology annotation, biological process: mitochondrial phosphate ion transmembrane transport. The transcript is spliced from 7 exons. Gene Ontology annotation, molecular function: phosphate transmembrane transporter activity. Lineage: Eukaryota; Metazoa; Chordata; Actinopteri; Cypriniformes; Nemacheilidae.
UUGUUUGUUUGGGGUGAGGGAAUACGUUUACAGUAGUAAUUGUAGAGCCCGUUCUCCAAAGAGACAUGGAAUUCUGUCCUCUUUUUGAUCUCGUAUAGUUAAUGAGAACAUGACACAAGUCUCUUUGGUCUGGUCCCAGAAUAGACCGUCUCAUUGACUUAAAUCGUCUUAAACCAUCCGCUGCAGUAAUAAGCUAACCUGAGCUCAAGUUUGUGUCAGUCGUGCUACAUUGGGAACUAUAAUUUCAUUGAAUACACUGGAAACUACAAGUCGAGUGUUUAAUAAGCUUCAUGUUUCUUAAAUUGGUUGUUUAGUUUGUUUUGACAGCACCACAGCUUGAUGUGUGGUGACGUCACAGAAGGUCAAAAUGAAUUAGUCGGAGGUCAUCUGACGUCUGAGACUCACCAGCCACUGGCUUCACCCUGGAGGCGACAACCAAAUGCAGACGUGAGCUGUGAAUAUGGGUCAAAUAAAUGUUACGCCCUCUGUGGUUUUGGUGGGGUUUUGAGCUGUGGUCUCACACACACAGCAGUUGUGCCCCUCGACCUCAUUAAAUGCCGCAUUCAGGUUGACCCAGUCAAGUACAAGUCCGUUUUUAAUGGCUUCUCUGUCACUCUGAGAGAAGAUGGUUUCAGGGGGUUGGGCAAAGGGUGGGCACCAACAUUCAUUGGUUAUUCUAUGCAAGGUCUUUGCAAGUUUGGUUUCUACGAAGUCUUUAAGGCCAUGUACAAUGACAUGCUUGGAGAGGAGAAUGCUUAUUUGUGGAGAACCUCUGUGUAUCUGGCCGCUUCUGCCAGCGCCGAGUUUUUUGCUGAUAUUGCACUGGCGCCUAUGGAAGCAUGCAAAGUGCGUAUUCAGACGCAACCCGGCUACGCGAACACCCUGAGAGAGUGCGCCCCAAAAAUGCACGCUGAGGAGGGGUUAAAUGCGUUCUACAAAGGUGUUUAUCCUUUGUGGCUGAGGCAGAUUCCCUACACCAUGAUGAAGUUUGCCUGUUUUGAACGUACUGUGGAGAUGCUUUAUAAGCACAUAGUGCCCAAACCGCGCAGCGAGUGUUCCAAGCAAGAGCAGCUGGUGGUGACCUUUGUUGCCGGUUACAUUGCUGGUGUGUUCUGUGCUGUGGUGUCCCACCCUGCUGAUUCUGUGGUCUCUGUACUGAACAACGAGAAAGGUAGUUCAGCUGUGGAGGUGCUGAAAAGACUGGGACCCGUAGGCGAGUCACCGCCCCACUCGCAUACAAGACUGUCAAAAGCUGUUGAUGAAAUGACUCAUGUUGACAGUCACACAAUAAUACUCAACGGGUUAAACAGGUGUGUGGAAGGGGCUCUUUGCUCGCAUCGUUAUGAUCGGCACGCUGACGGCCCUACAGUGGUUCAUUUACGAUUCUGUGAAGGUGUACUUCCGUCUGCCACGUCCACCACCCCCAGAGAUGCCCGAGUCCCUUAAGAGAAAGAUGGGUCUCCUAGAUUAUUAGAUUACUCUCUUAACAACCGCACACAUAAAGAUUAUUUUCCACAUGUAACACAUGGUUGAAAGCACCAGUGGGCUGUGUGAAUAUCAUUGUGUCUCUGUACGUCUGAGUCUUAGAGUAAAACCCACUAAAUUUUGAAAAAACAUUUGUGUCUGUUUUUGUACUGUAACUUAUUUUGCUGUCAUUAGGCGAUUGCUGUUUGCUGUUUUAAACACUAGAGGGCACUACUAAGGUGUGCAACA